This is a messenger RNA of Penicillium macrosclerotiorum, 990 nucleotides long. Its product is annotated as fungal specific transcription factor domain-containing protein. NCBI's taxonomy places the organism in Eukaryota, Fungi, Ascomycota, Eurotiomycetes, Eurotiales, Aspergillaceae. The transcript has a single exon. The record is from RefSeq and is a predicted model, not a curated record. The coding region runs from base 1 to 990 and encodes 329 amino acids.
AUGAUCAAUCCCCAGCAGAUGGCUACCAACAAGCCUGCCAAUGCGAACGAUGAAGAUCUCUUUGAUGGCAUGUCUAAUAUCAGUAUGCCAAUUGACCAACCGACAUCUAUGUCCUAUUGUGUUCAGAGAAUUCGACUCGGAGAAAUUUGUCGAGAAAUUAGCGACAGCAUUCCGUUUCUAGAAAUUGGACCCGGUGACCCCCACUAUGAAAUGAUCAAGCAUUUUGACAAGAGGAUAUGCGAAUUUGCCGAAGGAAUGCCGCCCUUCUUCUCCCUUGACCGUGAUACACACCAACUACCCGAUUCUGAUCGCCACAAAUCCUCAGGAAUCUCCAUCCAAAGAUACAUUAUCAACUCUUUGCUUUAUACUCAGCGCUGUAGGCUACACUUGCCUUAUUUGUCUCGGGCUGCUUCGGAGCCGACCUACGCGUACUCAAGGAUCGCCUGUCUCGAAGCAGCGCGAAUGAUCAUCCGCACGGAAGCAAGAUUAUCUGCGGAGAAGUUUCCCUUUGUUCUGACACGUUUUAAAUUUUCUGGAGGUUUGUAUUGUGUCUGUAUGGCUAUCAUAGUACUGCUUAUGGACCUUUGCCAGAAUAAAACCAUGCGGCCCGAGGAUGAUCGAGAGCUCCGAGCCGAGACUUUUCAGGCCUUUGGCAUUUUGGAAGAAGCUCAAGGCCAUUCUCCCUUUGCUGGGAAACUUCUCAAAUCCUUUCACGCCAUCAUAAGCCGAAACAAGAUUCCGAUAUCCACAGCGGAGAACAAGCUGGCAGGCCAACCGAGGACUCAAAGUCGGUCUGGUCGCGAAUCAACCCACAAUUCUACAUUAACGCCCGUAUCAACCGAGGCGGAAAUGGAAACUACUACUAUUGAUGCGAGCUUGCCUUGCUUUGAAGAUAUUUGGCAAACAUUUGAUGCCAGCGUGGACCCGUCUACUCUGUUUGACUGGAAUGCCUUGCUAUCAGAGCUAGACUCGCCAUUUUUAUCAAUAUAG